UAAAAAAGGGAACAGUGGUCAGCGACUCAGACGUGGAGGGACUGGAAGAAAUCGGAGAACACGCGAAAGAGGAAGAACGAUCUCAGUGACUACAGAGAGUAGAAGGAGGAGGAAGCUGAGGUUUGGGAAUUGGAUUCUCUGUUAUGGAAGGUAAAUCCCCAGACCUGGAAUCAGUUGGGUCUGGUACAAAGAGAUCCAGUAUUUCAUCGGGAAGUCGUUCUCGUAACCGUCGGGAUUUCCUUAACAGGUUUACCGAUAGCGAAUAUCUUAUUGAAAGACUUGAAGAUUGGUUUGAGGAAAUACUGGAAAAAUCGGGAAAUAACAGGCCAAUCUUUGAGGUUCCUUUCGAGUUGGUGGAACUCCAAAAGUUUGACUAUGCAUUGGAAGGGGUUUCUUUCCAGCAGGUAAUUCGAAUGCCCAAUGUGGUUUAUGCUUCAACGUCUAAUGCUGUGGAGGCAACUGCAUAUCUAGCCAUCGAGGAUUUUCUACAUGCAACUGUUAAGGGCUUAUGGGAGGCAUUUUGGAGUCAGGAUGAGCCAGUUCCUUUCUCUGUUUCCUGUUUAUACAAUCAAAACUUGAAGUUCUAUCCGGCUGAGAAAGCUUUAGCUAAUGGGAAACUCGAAAGUCUUUCUGCAACGGGUAUUUUGCUAAAAAAUCCUAGACAUCCACAUGGAAAAUGGGAUCAUAUUCUUGAACUUGCUCUUCUAAGGCCAGAUAUAGGAAGCUUUGCACUGGAAAGUGAGGGCCUGCCUUCUCUCCCUGUCUUAGGCGAGGCUCUUUUCUAUGCGCUCCGUAUACUCCUCUCAAGAAGCGUGAGCCGUUUAGAUUUUUCUCAGAGCUCAAACUGUGUCUUCAUUCUUCUCGUUGAUUCACAAUAUGGCGGCGUUGUAAAAAUUGAAGGGGAUAUAAAUAAGUUGGAUUUUGACACGAACAAUGUUUAUGAUUGUGCUGCAGAAUGGAUAAAGAAGAAUUCGACUAUAGCGGUGUCCCCAAUCGACAGAAUAUGGAACAAACUAGGAAAUGCCAACUGGGGAGACAUCGGGGCAUUACAAGUGGUUUUUGCCACUUACCACAGUAUAAUGCAGUACUUUGGCCCCCCGAGGCACUCGAUUGAAGACUUAGCUGCUGAUCAUAGUUCUCGUCUUCAAAUAAGAAGGCAGGAGAGACAGUUGGGGGAUUCUAGACUCAAUGGGAAUGGUAUGUUUAGGUUCGAGCACAGUACCGUGUCUCAUGAAAUCGUUGAAGUUCAGGAAGAAUCAACCAGAAUCGAGUCUGAACCAUCGAUGAAACUGGAAGUGGGAAGUGUUCUGUGGUUGGAGGAUUCGAACUGGCAAAAAGGGUAUCAGAUUAAAGAAGUAUUGUGUAACGGUACACUUCCGUAUCAUAUUGCAUCUCCAGUGGACGACCCGGGAAAGUUUGUCUUUCUGUAUGUCGGUUCUCCCCCGACACAACUUGAACCAGCUUGGGAAGACAUGAAUUUAUGGUAUCAGGUUCAGAGACAGACUAAGAUAUUGAGUACUAUGAAACAGAGAGGGCUUUCUAGCAAAUACUUGCCACAGCUCCAUGGGUCUGGUCGAAUCAUCCACCCGGGCCAAUGUCAGAAACCAAGUUCAGGUGGACGGUGUGACCAUCCUUGGUGCGGAACUCCAAUUCUCGUGACCAGUCCAGUCGGUGAGACAGUUGCUGAUUUGGUGAACGGAGGAAGAUUCGGCCCGGAAGAGGCUAUUAGAUGCUGCCACGAUUGCUUAUCUGCACUUUCUACUGUCUCUUCCGCCGGAAUUCGCCAUGGAGACAUACGCCCAGAAAACGUGAUCUACGUCACUUCGGGUGUACGAAAUCCUUACUUUGUACUCAUCGGUUGGGGUCAUGCAGUUCUCGAAGACAGAGAUCGCCCGGCAAUGAAUCUUCACUUCUCCUCGACGUACGCUCUUCAGGAAGGGAAACUCUGUGCAGCAUCUGAUGCAGAAAGCUUGAUCUACAUGCUCUAUUUCUGCUGCUCGGGAGACUUUCCCGAUCUAGAUUCAGUGGAAGGAGCUCUUCAAUGGAGGGAGACGUCUUGGUCGAGGAGAUUGAUUCAGCAGAAGCUAGGAGAUGUAUCGACUGUCUUGAAGGCCUUUGCCGACUAUGUUGACAGCCUCUGCGGGACACCAUACCCGAUGGAUUACGAGAUUUGGUUGAGAAGGUUGAAGAAGAAUCUUGCAGAAGAUCAUGGGAAAGAAAUCGAAACUUCGAGUUCCAGCUAAGCUCGGUUAUGGACCAUAUAUGAUUAGGUAGGAAGCCGUUUUUCUCGGUCAGUUCAGCCAGCCAUGAACAGCGGUGGCUCGGAUAAGGCCGGGAUUCCUUUCCGACAUUCUUUUUCAGCUAUUCUGUUUUUUUUACGGUGAGGAUUGGUCCCUUCGGCUUUGGCAGCUUACCACGGAACCGAGAGAGAGAGAGAGAGAGAGCAGACCUGUGUGAAGAAAGAUCAUUCCUUUUGGAAAUUACCCUUUCGCUCUGUAAAUGAUGUUGAAAAAAUGUCUAGACUUCUGUUGUGUUCUGUUCUUUGGUUGAUUUGAUUAUAUUCGUUUGUGUGUGUGUGUUUAUUGUAAAAAGAGGUCGAUUCCAGUUUGAACUCAA
This is a messenger RNA of Tarenaya hassleriana, 2616 nucleotides long. RefSeq lists its product as uncharacterized. The transcript has 2 exons. The record is from RefSeq and is a predicted model, not a curated record. Lineage: Eukaryota; Viridiplantae; Streptophyta; Magnoliopsida; Brassicales; Cleomaceae. Bases 144 to 2243 code for a protein of 699 amino acids.